AGAACAGUUAUCCCCCAUUCCCCACGGGGGGAAAGAGAGAUUAGCAGAGGAAACAAACCCAGGCUCCCAGCUUGUAUAUGUAUAAAUACCCUAACCCCACCCAGCACCCAAGAACCGCAUAAUCGAGCAGGAAGGAGGCGCCUUUCCGGGGUUUUCCCUCUCCAACUCGGGGGCUUUUCCAUCCGGCGGCGGUUUCCGGCGAGAUUCUUUGACCCGGCCCGGUGGUUGUUUCCACUGAUUUCCGUCCGCUAUUCCUUCCUCGUUCUCGUUGGUUGCCUUACCUUCCCAUUCCCCUGAUCGGAGCCUGUCCCCGGCGGGCUCCUCGAGUGAGUUUACUGCCCGUUACUUGAGGGGAGAAAGAGCAGAAGGAACAGAGAACAGAAAUCUUGGGGGUUCUGAUCGGAUCCGAGGACGGGGCAAUGUGGUAGGAGCGGCCAUUACUGCCGGAGUUUGAUCCAUCCAAGGACAAGGAGGAGGCCGCUUUCUUUUUUGAAGCAGAGGCUCCCGAGGCGCCCGCCAUGCUGCGCAACAGAUCGAGAAGCAGGGCGGUUGGUGCUGGUGCCGGUGCCAACCAAGGAGGACCAGGCGGCGGCCUCAUGGCUGAGCUCCCCGCGGCCACUGCCGCCCAAUCGCCGAGGCAUCCUUCGUCCGCCUCUUCUGCUGCUGCCGCUCCUGUGUUCCCUUCCCCGAGGCCGUUCGUGGCGAUGGCGCUGCCGCCCCAGGCCGGGCUGCUGCUGGACGGGUCCUUCGAGGGCCCCUCGUCAGCGGUGAGCCCCACCUCCAUUCUCGAGACCAAGCAGUUCUGCUGCUCCGCGCUGCCUCCGUUCCUGUCGGAGAGGAGCCUCCGGCGGGCGCACACGGACGCAGCUGUGGCUCCGGAGCCGGCCGGCGUCGGCCUCGCCGACGUGCUCCGGGACCACGGGGACGCCAAGGUCGCCGGGGGCAAGGUGGUGUUCGGGUCCCAGCUCAGAAUCCAGGUCCCAUCCGGCAGGGCCGUCGAGCUGGUCUCCUCCCCGAUCGAGUUCGGCGCCAAGAACAGGGACGCGCAGCUCGCGGUGCUGUCGCCGGCCAGGAGGUUCCUGCCGGAGGUCGUGAGCUCGCCAUCCGCCCGGGUGUUCGCCGGCGGCGUGGCCGUUGUGCCUCCCGGGGAAAUGGCCAUGUCGGAGGACUACACCUGCGUCAUCUCCCGCGGACCGAAUCCGAGGACCACGCACAUCUUCGACGACUGCAUCGUCGAGAGCUGCGGGGAUUUGCUACUCGAGAAGGCUGACAAGGCCGCGUCCUUCGUCGCCGGCGGCGCAGCCGGGACGUGUGGCUUCUUGAGCUCUUGCCAUGCAUGCAACAAGCAACUCGGACAUGGCAAUGACAUCUUAAUCUAUGGAGGUGAUAAAGCAUUCUGCAGCAGUGAGUGCCGGUACCAGGAGAUGAUGCUUUUCGACGAAGCAGUGGACAAUUUGCGCUAGGCGAUGAAGGGAAAGGAGGGUGUGUUAGUGGAGGAGAAGAGAAGCCAUGAUGAUCCUGAAUAACCGAGACGAGAUUUCUUUCUUCUUCUUUUUUUGCCCCUUUCUUUUGUUUCCUUUCGUUCUGUCACCUUUGCGAGAUUGCAUGCUGUUUUUGGUCAUGGAGGAGGAGGAGGGAAUGAUUUAGUCUUUUGCGGAUUAAAGACCUUUGGCGCCCACUUUUGUAAGAGGUUGAAGAUUGAUGACCUGGGCUUCUUGUUCAUGCAACUUUCCCAGUUAGUUCCCAGCUAUGAUGCUCCUGUUCUGUGCUUCUUCGAAUGCUUGUCCAUGUGACUCACUCAUUCAGAGUGGAUUCUGAAGUAAAUUGAAAGAAAAAAAAAAACUUAGCUUC
Molecule: messenger RNA, 1851 nt
Organism: Sorghum bicolor (sorghum)
Lineage: Eukaryota; Viridiplantae; Streptophyta; Magnoliopsida; Poales; Poaceae
Product: protein MARD1
Exons: 3
Coding region: 519-1463 (314 amino acids)
Source: RefSeq, a predicted model, not a curated record